Monomorium pharaonis (pharaoh ant) is the source of this 893-nucleotide messenger RNA. Its product is annotated as SOSS complex subunit C homolog. NCBI's taxonomy places the organism in Eukaryota, Metazoa, Arthropoda, Insecta, Hymenoptera, Formicidae. Bases 492 to 803 code for a protein of 103 amino acids. The record is from RefSeq and is a predicted model, not a curated record. Gene Ontology annotation, cellular component: SOSS complex; nucleus; nucleoplasm. Gene Ontology annotation, biological process: DNA repair. The transcript has 3 exons.
UUUAAAGCUACUACUUUAGCACAUGUAAAAUUAGUAAGUGCAAGUGCGACUAGUACGCAGCACUGUGCAUUAGUUUUUCACGUAGCAUUGGAGCCAUUGAGCUAUAUUAUUUUGUAAUCAAGCCGGUUUAAAUUACAAAACUGUAGCUGCUGGAUACUUUAUCUUAAGGAUCAUUAUAUUCGCUUUGAGAACCUCUCGCCUUAUAAUCUACGUUCUCAGGUCACCUGAAAAGGUUAAGUUUAAUUAAUAGUAAUAUAACCUGUACGUACGGUGUCACGCUCGUGGUUAGAUAUUGAACCGCUGAAACUAUUGUGGAAUUUUAUUAAACAAAUCGGCAAGAUAAUUUGAAAACCAAAAAGAGAAGAAAGGAUCGAAGAAAGGAUGUCCAAAUAGCCAGAGUACGCUGAGUAGCCUGAGGGCACACUAAAUACCUCUUUAAAGAAAGUCGCGCUCGUGGAUUUGAAUAAUAUUGAAUUAUUUAUGUAAGUUUGAUGGCUUUUUCACAACCGAACUCCAGAGAAUUGCAGAAUAGAAAGAUCUUGGAGGAGCUGCAGCUGAAGAAGCAAAUGCUGCUGAAGCAAGGAGUCGCACCGAGCUUAGGGGUUACAUCGUUAGGAGUCUCAUCAACUGGCUCUGCGUCAAAUGUAGUCGGUACACAAUCUAAUGAUGGCGUAGCGAUGAGUGCAUCUCAGAGAGCAGCAUUGCAUAAUGCACAUGCUGCUUCAUUUGGUUAUUUUGUUACUCAGGACUCUUCUUUUGGAAAUCUGAUUUUACCAGUUCUCCCUAGAUUUGACAACAAAUGAAUCAUUUGUUCUGAACGUAUAGAUGUAUAUAAGUGAUUCAUUGUUGCUAAAGACUAUAUAUCAAUAAUGGAAAUCUUAUUUGUUAAGGAA